Molecule: messenger RNA, 1159 nt
Organism: Lepus europaeus (European hare)
Lineage: Eukaryota; Metazoa; Chordata; Mammalia; Lagomorpha; Leporidae
Gene: S100A10
Product: S100 calcium binding protein A10
Exons: 3
Coding region: 132-425 (97 amino acids)
Cellular component (GO): cytoplasm
Molecular function (GO): transmembrane transporter binding
Source: RefSeq, a predicted model, not a curated record
GCCUCCGCCCUCCCGGCGCCCGGCCCACGUACAAAGGCGCCUAGCCCGCGGCUCCCCUCACCGCCCGCGAUCCAGCUCGCCCAGCGUCCCCGCCGCGGCUCCCGGCCCAGGUUCCAACAGACCUCGCCAAGAUGCCAUCUCAGAUGGAGCACGCCAUGGAAACCAUGAUGUUUACAUUUCACAAAUUUGCUGGCGAUAAAGGCUACUUAACGAAGGAAGACCUGCGCGUCCUCAUGGAAAAGGAGUUCCCUGGAUUUUUGGAAAAUCAAAAAGACCCCCUGGCUGUGGACAAAAUAAUGAAGGACCUAGACCAGUGCCGAGACGGCAAAGUGGGGUUCCAGAGCUUCUUCUCCCUCAUUGCGGGCCUCACCAUUGCGUGCAAUGACUAUUUUGUAGUGCACAUGAAGCAGAAGGGAAAGAAGUAAGCAGCCUGGAGCGACGCCCCCUGCCCCGACUACAGUCCUCCCAGAGGGUCCCUUGAAGAGCCCGCCCCACAGCGACCCCUCCUACAAGGAUUCCGUGAGCAGAGCGGGACCCUUAGAAAAUGCCCAAGUGCAAACCAACUCCCAUUUGACAGAGAAAGAAAAGUUAAUCAAAUGCCAGAUAAGCUUCUGAGUUUUGUAUUGUUUGCAUCCUCUUACCCUCAAUAAAUAAAAUUCUUUUUUUUAGUGCUACACUUGAGAUAGAAUAUCUUUUGCUUCUUCAGAAAUGCUUGUUCCUGCUUCCUGGGUCCUUGGGCAGCCAACACACAGCCACGCGCGCGCUUGCCACAGAAGUGGUAAAAUGGAAGGGUUAGGAGGAGGCUCUGUGAGAAUAUAGUCUGCUUACAUAAUGCCCAGGCGUGGUCUGACGCAGUUAGCUUUUCCAGCCUGAGAUGUGUGAACCCAUUUUUCAGGGCAGAGUUUCUCCAAAACUCAGUCCAGAAGAGAACCGGUCCAAGGUAACCGCAUCACCAGCACCUCUGGAUGUCGGGAAAUGUGCUGGGCACGACUUACACUUGGAAGAGUCGUCUUUUUGUUGCAGAUGAAGUGCCGGUGCUGGAGCCUUCGUGAGAUAAAUGUUCUCUGUGCUUUUCUACCCCUGUUGCAAGCUUUAGCAUACAUGCGUUACAUGCUGAUUGCUCAUGGAUUUCCAUGUUUUUUGCACUAAAAUAAACAUA